AUGCUCCCUGUUGGUAUUAGUGUUAGCGUUGGUCUGUCCGGCUCAUGGGCCAUGGGUGAGCAAUGGAAAUGGAACAGCAACAACAAGGCUGGUAGGGCGUGGGUCCUUCUGAGACUCUUCUUCGUCUUCUUCUUCAGUCUGGGGUGGCUUAUCCCUGCUUCUCGAGCGUUUCUUGCUUCCAGAUUAUCUCCUUCGGCCAACCCAAUUCUUCUUCAACACAUUCAAUGGCAUGCUCUCGUCUGGCCUGACCUGGCCUGA
Fusarium proliferatum ET1 is the source of this 258-nucleotide messenger RNA. RefSeq lists its product as uncharacterized. The record is from RefSeq and is a predicted model, not a curated record. Lineage: Eukaryota; Fungi; Ascomycota; Sordariomycetes; Hypocreales; Nectriaceae. The coding region runs from base 1 to 258 and encodes 85 amino acids. The transcript is spliced from 3 exons.